AUGCAAAACUUAUAACAAAUAAUUAAUGAUUCGAAGGUGAUUAAUUCAAAAUAAGAGAUCUUAAAUUAUGUUAAAUAACACAAGAUAUACUUUCCUACUAAUUUAGAAUCUAAACUUUUAAAAUGGAAUAGCAAACCAUUGAUUAUAUAAGAAACAAAUCAAUUAGAAGUAAGUUUUGGAGUUUUCUUUUGUUAAGUGAUAAAAUUAUCAUAGUAAUAAUCUGUAGGUGAAGACUAUACCUACUUUCAUUAAAAUUAAUAGUUAAACGAUAUCAAUCAAAAUUAAUAUAUAAAACUUUGUCAAGAUUUUUUCCCAAAUAUAUAAUAAGGCUUUCCUCGAAAUAUUAAUAAUUCUAAAAUUUUUGAUAAAUAAUUAUUUUAAUGUUUUUCUCUAGAAAAACAUUUAAUUGGAGAGCAGCCUUAAUAAUUUUAAAAUCGAUAAUAUAUUUCACUUAAAAAUCAAAGUGAAGAGAAAUUAAACUAUAAAAUUUUGGUAUAUCAACGCCCUCAUGAAUAUGGCCCUAAAGUACACAUUAUAUUUUCAACAAACAAUGAUAUUGAUAUUCUAACCAAUAAAAUUUUUUCCAAUAUUCCUCAAUUUCCUUAAAAUUAUGCCAAAACCUAAUCCACAUUAUAACCAAGACCUGAUGUUAAUAAAAGCAAUCCUAAUACCUAGUAUAAAGAUUAAGGACCUCAAAAAUUUCCUUUUAGGCCUGGUAAUUGCUUCCAAACCUAGAUUGGGUCUGGAAUUCCGUCCAAUCCCAUUAAUCAAAUUCAAAAAAAUAAUCCAAUAUAUAAGAACUCUAGUAAUAUUAAUUUAGUACCAAAUUAAAAGUAUAAAGUAAAAUAAUAAUAAAUAUAAUAAUAAUAGGAAUAAUGUUAAAAAAAUAUGUAGAACUAACCAAUUCAGGGAUGUAUAACCUCAACAGCUAACCUUUCAGUUAAUGAUAAUUAUUGGCGAUAAACACCAACAAUUAUGGAUACCCAAAUUGAAAAAUAAGAAUAUUAACAAAUUAACAAAAAAUUAUUUUAUUGA
This is a messenger RNA of Paramecium primaurelia, 1035 nucleotides long. Lineage: Eukaryota; Ciliophora; Oligohymenophorea; Peniculida; Parameciidae. The record is from the annotation of a GenBank genome assembly.